This is a messenger RNA of Papaver somniferum (opium poppy), 3439 nucleotides long. Its product is annotated as protein TIC110, chloroplastic-like. Bases 153 to 3218 code for a protein of 1021 amino acids. The transcript is spliced from 15 exons. The record is from RefSeq and is a predicted model, not a curated record. Gene Ontology annotation, cellular component: TOC-TIC supercomplex I. Gene Ontology annotation, biological process: protein import into chloroplast stroma. Lineage: Eukaryota; Viridiplantae; Streptophyta; Magnoliopsida; Ranunculales; Papaveraceae.
UGUGUUUUUAUUUUAUCUUGUUGUGUUUGCUUUCGCUCUCUAUCUAUCUACUUGUUCUUCUCUACUUCUCCUCAGUUCUCAAAACCCUAAAAAAACCCUUAUCAAACCAUUAAAUUUCUUCUCUUCGUUGAAGAAGAGAAGAACUAAGAAAUAUGAACAUCUCUCUGUUACUUCCUUCUCCCUCUUUACCUACUUCUUCAUCUUCUCGUCCAGUUUUUUUCUCCCAGUUUAUAAACCCAAAUCCUUUUCGGAUAACAAACCCUAGAAUUUCUAUAACAAGAAGUGCAAAACAAUAUCGAAACAGACUUUCGAUUACUAGAAGCUCAGCAGUAGACGAGAGUAAUACUUCUGUUAAUAAUUCGGUUGAAGUGUUUGGGGAAAAAAAGGAAUUAUCAGGGUUUCAAGUACUUGCUGAUAGUUUAUCACCACCAGUUAGAUUAGUCAGUUCAAUUGCACUAGUUGCUGGUGCUUUAGCUGCUGGUUAUGGUUUAGGGUUUAGAUUUGGUGGAGGAAAUAAGAAUAUUGGUAUUGCCGGUGCUGUUGCUUUUGGUGCUGCUGGUGGCGCUGCUGUUUAUGCGUUGAAUUCAUCUGUUCCUGAAGUUGCUGCUGUGAAUUUGCAUAAUUUUGUGGCGAGUUGUGAGGAUCCAUUAGACCUGAACAGUGAGGCGAUUGAUGGAAUUGCAAAAAGAUAUGGUGUUAGCAAACAAGAUGAAGCCUUCAAUGCGGAGCUUUGUGAAUUGUACAGUCGGUUUGUAACAUCUGUCCUUCCAUCUGGAAAUGAAAAUCUCACUGGCAAUGAAGUAGACGCUAUCAAAAAGUUUAAAAGUGCUCUUGGACUUGAUGACCCAGAUGCAGCUGCUAUGCAUAUGGAGAUUGGAAGGCGCAUCUUUAGGCAAAGGCUGGAAACUGGAGAUCGAGAUGGGGACACUGAGCAACGACGGGCAUUCCAGAAGCUGAUAUAUGUUUCCACCCUUGUGUUUGGGGAUGCAUCAACUUUUCUUUUGCCUUGGAAGCGUGUUUUCAAGGUCACUGAUUCUCAGGUAGAAGUUGCAAUCCGUGACAGUGCCCAGAGAUUGUAUGCCUCCAAGAUAAAAUCAAUUGAUAGAGAUAUUGAUGAAGAACAACUGAUUAAACUGAGAGAAGCACAACUCCAGUAUCGGCUUUCUGACGAGCUGGCGGCAGACAUGUUUAGAGAGCAUACUCGAAAACUGGUCGAGGAGAAUAUUUCACUAGCUUUGGAUGUCAUAAAGUCAAGGACAGGAGCUGUCAGGGGAGCAACACAAGUUGUUGAAGAGCUUGAGAAGAUUCUGGCAUUCAAUAACAAGCUCAUGUCAUUAAGUAGCCACCCGGAAGCUGCUCGCUUUGCCCUUGGUGUGGGACCUGUUUCUUUGUUAGGCGGUGACUACGAGGGUGACAGAAAAAUGAAUGACUUAAAGCUUGUAUACAGAUCAUAUGUUGUUGAAUCUUACUCGAGUGGUCGCAUCGAAGAAAGCAAGCUUGUUUCUUUGAACCAUUUGAAGAACAUCUUUGGUUUAGGAAAACGAGAGGCUGAGUCCAUUAAGCUGGAAGUUACCUCAAAAGUCUAUCGCCGUAGGCUUUCUCAGGCAGUUGCUGGUGGUGCACUAGAUGCUGCAGAUAGCAAAGCUGCAUUCCUUCAAAACCUCUGCGAAGAGUUGUACUUCGAUCCAGAGAAGGCCAGUGAAAUCCAUGAAGAAAUUUACCGGCAAAAGCUUCAGCAGUCUGUAGCUGAUGGAGAGUUGAAUGAGGUGGAUGUUGCUGCUUUGCUACGACUACGGGUUCUGCUCUGCGUUCCUCAAAAAACCGUUGAAGCAGCACAUGCUGAUAUCUGUGGCAGUUUGUUUGAAAAGGUUGUGAAGGAGGCUAUAUCAGCUGGUGUUGAUGGAUAUGAUCCUGAUGUCAAAGCUAAUGUUAGGAAAGCAGCACAUGGCCUGCGGCUAACAAAAGAGGCUGCCAUGGAUAUUGCUAGCAAGGCAGUGCGCAAGAUGUUUUUGAACUACAUCAAAAUAGCUCGAGCAGCUGGUAACCGUACAGAGUCCGCUAAAGAGCUAAAGAAGAUGAUAGCAUUCAAUUCUUUGGUUGUGACUGAAUUAGUAGCAGACAUUAAGGGUGAGUCCACAGAUACUGCACCUACACCUGAGGAGCCAGUUGAAGAAAAGAAACAAGUCGAGGACGAAGAAGAUUUAGAGGAAUGGGAGUCCAUUCAAACACUAAGGAAAUCAAGACCAAGCAAAGAGCUCGAAGCUAAGCUAGGGAAACCAUCUCAGACGGAGAUAACCGUCAAGGAUGAUCUUCCAUUGAGAGACAGGACUGACCUUUACAAAACCUACUUGCUUUUCUGUAUUACUGGGGAGGUCACAAAAAUUCCAUUUGGGGCACAAAUAACCACAAAGAAGGACAAUUCAGAAUAUUUGCUGCUAAAUAAGUUAGGCGUAAUAUUAGGAUUAACUGGUCAAGAGAUUGUGGAGGUCCAUAGGGGUCUGGCUGAACAGGCUUACAGGCAACAAGCUGAGGUGCUUCUAGCUGAUGGUCAGAUGAGUAAGGCCAGAUUUGAACAGCUCAGUGAGUUGGCAAAGCAGGUUGGCCUGCAACCUGAGUUCGCCCAGAAAAUAAACGAGAACAUAACAAACACGAAAAUGGCAGCUGCAAUUGAAACUGCUAUAGGUCAAGGAAGGCUCAACAUAAAACAGAUCCGAGAACUCAAAGGAGCAGGCGUGAAUUUUGACAAGAUGAUCUCUGAGACCUUGCGCGAGAAUCUCUUUAAGAGAUCCGUUGAUGAGAUUUUCUCCUCGGGUACUGGAGAGUUUGACGAAGAGGAAGUUUAUGAAAAGAUCCCAGCGGAUCUUAGUAUCAACAUUGGAAAGGCUAAAGGAGUGGUUCAUGAGCUCGCUAAGACUAGGCUAUCGAACUCCCUGAUUCAGGCUGUGUCAUUGUUACGACAAAGAAACCGUGCAGGAGUGGUUUCAUCUCUCAAUGAUCUGUUAGCGUGUGACAAAGCCGUGCCUGCUCAACCAUUAACAUGGGAGGUGCCCGAGGAACUUGCAGAUCUAUAUGUACUAUACUCGAAGAAUGGCCCAGCGCCUGAGAAAUUAUCUCGCCUGCAAUAUCUUCUUGGAAUUAGUGACUCUGCAGCAUCUGAGCUGAAAAAUCAGGGAGAAAGACCGCAAAAUGGAGCACCUGAAGAAGAGUUUGUAUUUUAAUCCUAGUAGUCUGGACAAAUUUUGGUAGAAGUGGUCUCAUUUUAUAUUAUAUAUAAGCUUGAAUUGUAUAAUUUCCCCUUGGGAGGGGAACCUAGGGUCUCUUUCUCAUGAACGGUUUGCUGUUUUUAUCACCAUGGCAGAAGAUAAUUGCAAUAAUAUUGGUUGACACCUAUUUGUUUUGGGGGACUACAUAUUUUGCUUUUGCAGGGGCCUUUCUGUAA